UCAGCUGUUAGGUUGCAGAUUGUGAGUGAAAAUGCAAGCGAAUUAAUUAAUCGUUUUAAGUUAAAAUAAGGAAUUAAAAACUCAGACACCAUGCCUAUCAUGUAUAAUACCGGCGAGUGGUUCAAGGUGCGACCGGACUACUACAGAAAAGUGGAACUGGCUACACCGGAUUGGCCACUGGAUCUGGACUUGGAGUACAUGUUGGUGGAAGCGGCUCCUUAUGGAGGUCCACUGGCGACCACACGGGACCCCACCAAAUUGGUGCCGGUCAAGGGAAAUGCUAGACCAAUGAUCCGCAUCUUCGAUACCUCGGGCAAGGAAACGGGUCAUCUAUUGUGGAACCACGGCAAAUUGAUUGCCAUGGGCUGGUCGGACACGGAGGAGCUCAUCUGCAUCCAGGAGAAUGCCACAGUCUUUGUGUUCGACAUGUUUGGUCGCGAAAAGGAGUCGUACAGCAUCGGCGACGAGGCCAGUGUCACCAAAAUUGUGGAGGCCAAGGUGUUUCAGUCCUCCGCUGGCACCGGAGUGGCCGUGAUGACCACAUCCGGCCGAAUAUUCCUCAAACAAAACAGCAGUAAGACUGAAAGGAAGCUGCCGGAUAUUCCAAAUUCCAGCAUCAACUGCUCAUGCUGGGAGAUUGUAACCGAGGGACGCAAUAGCUACUGUCUUCUGGGAAGGGAUCGAGAGGUUAUCAAACUGUUUCCAGGCGAAACAGUGGGCACCAUUACCGCUAAUCUUUUCGAGAAACCGCACGAUAGGAUCAUAAAAAUCUCUGUGUCCUACAACCAUCAGCACUUGGCUCUGUAUACCAACACUGGUCUUCUUUGGCUGGGCAGCGUGGACAUGCGACAGAAGUACUGCGAAUUCGACACAGGCCGCAAAGAUAUGCCCCUUCAAAUGGAGUGGAUCAUGAAUGCAGACAACAGCGAGGCCGAUGCAGUGGUCAUCUCCUAUCCAUCCUACCUAUUAAUAGUAAAUCGCAAUGCUGAUCGCAGCGAUUUUCCCUAUGAUCCUGUCAUGUUCCUGGUAGCUGAGAUGGAUGGCGUGCGCAUCAUCACCCAGAAUUCGCAUGAAAUGAUUCAACGCCUGCCAAAGUGCGUAGAGAAUAUCUUUGCGGUGAACAGCCAAGAACCAGCUAGCUAUCUGUUCGAGGCCCAGAAGAAGUUCGAGGAGAAAUCCUACAAGUCGGACGAAUAUCUCAGCAUGUGUCGUGAAAAAUUGGACUUGGCCGUAACCGAAUGCAUUGAGGCGGCGUCCUUUGAGUUUUGCCCGGAGACCCAGAAGAGUCUGCUUAGGACGGCAAACUUUGGCAAAGGUUUUAUACGUGGCCACAAUCCGGACGAAUACAUACGAAUCAUGCGAAUUUUGAGGGUACUCAACACACUGCGACAUGAGAGGAUUGCCAUGCCGCUCACCUUCAAACAGUUCUCACAUCUUAAUCCCGAAGUAAUACUCAGCCGUUUGGUAUUCCGAAAGCACUAUGCCAUCGCAAUCCAAGUGGCAAAGCACUUAAACCUCCCCGAAUCCUGGAUCCUGGAACAUUGGGCCUACCAUAAAGUGAUCAAUGAUCCCAAUGACGUAGAAGUGGCGCGGAAGAUUACCGAAAAAUUCAAGAAUCCGUCGGUCGAGGGCAUUUCCUUUUGCAAUAUAGCGGCAAAGGCGCAUCAGGCUGGACGGGAUGAUCUGGCCAUAAAGCUGCUGGAACUGGAGCCACGCGCUUCGCUCCACGUACCGCUGUUGCUGAAGAUGCGCAAGUUUGAUCGGGCAGUGGGCAGUGCCACGCAGUCGGGCGAUACGGAGUUGAUCACCCAAGUUCUUUUGGAGAUGAAGAUGCACAUGAUGCUGUCUAAUUUACAUAUGACCAUAAGGGAUCAUCCGCUGGCGCUAAACAUGUACAAGAAGAUCAUGCGCGAUUCAAACCGAGCCGGUCUCUACGGUAUUUACAACACUGAGGACGAUCAAAAGGCCAUUGCCGAGUAUCACUUCGAGAACGCCAUUGAAACCGAAGGACUGGAGUCUAAUCUGUCGAUGAUUGGGAAUGCUUAUGCCCAGGGACGUUGCACGUUGGAGGCGGAGCUGUGUGCGGAUACCAGUCGAUUACUCAAGCUUCAGAAGACCCUUAGCACCAAAUACAAUGUUAGCUUAAAUGGAUUAUCAAUACAUGACACCGUCCUGGAAUUGCUACAGCUCGGCGAGUUGAAGGAGGCAGAGCGGAUCCGGAACGAUUUUAAGGUGCCCGAGCGGCGCUUCUGGUGGCUACGAGUCCUGAUACUUUCAAAACAGCACAAGUGGGAGGAGCUGGAGAAGCUGGCCAAAACUAAAAAGAGUCCUAUUGGGUACGAUCCUUUUGUCGAGGUAUGUUUACAACAGAACAACGCAAGCGAGGCGCGAAAGUACAUCCCAAGAUGUCGCGACAACCGCAAGGGGAUUUGGUAUUUAAGGGCAAACUUGUUUAACGAAGCCAUAGAUUCCGCAUUCGAGCAGCGGGAUGUGCACAGUCUCUAUGAACUGCAAAAGAAUCAGGCAAUCGUCGACAAUGGCACACUGCUCGGCAAAGUUUGCAAUUAUAUUGCCGCGCUGGAAGGAAAGUAGAAGCAACAUUCCUAACUAUUAACAAACAAAUUGCAAUAAUCGCAAAUAACUGUAUUUAUUAAUGUCUAUGCGAACAAUUGUGAGUAUUGUUUAUUCGAAAAGAUAAGUCAACAUUUUUUUGUUUAAUGCCAAAUAAAUAAAGUUUAAUUGUCAGACUUUA
Messenger RNA from Drosophila rhopaloa, 2752 nucleotides. It is a transcript of the gene Vps16A, whose product is annotated as vacuolar protein sorting-associated protein 16 homolog. The transcript is spliced from 9 exons. Lineage: Eukaryota; Metazoa; Arthropoda; Insecta; Diptera; Drosophilidae. The record is from RefSeq and is a predicted model, not a curated record. Bases 91 to 2592 code for a protein of 833 amino acids. Gene Ontology annotation, molecular function: actin binding. Gene Ontology annotation, biological process: vacuole fusion, non-autophagic; intracellular protein transport; endosomal transport. Gene Ontology annotation, cellular component: HOPS complex; endosome; lysosomal membrane.